AUGGAGAUCCUCGAGUCACAAAAUAAGCACAAGGCGCAGAGGAGCAGGGUUAAGGGCCGUGUACAAAAAUGCAUCCAAAGCUCCGAGAGUGACGUAAUAAAUCUUGUAGUAGGAAACCCGAAGCUUUUCUACAACCCCAUGAGGCAAUCCACUCGAAAUAUUGACCCCAUUCCUUUGCUAAAAACGGAUGACGGUGUCGAAAUUUCCAAGAACAACGAAAAAGCUGAACAUCUAUCCCGCUUCUUUCAGUUGGUUUUUACGAUAGAACCCGAGCUAACCAUCGUCGAAUUCAGUGUGAGUGAGAUCCCGACCACUGACUUAGGUGCCCUCAAGGAAGUUACUGUUUUGCAAGAACUUCUAAAGAUCCAAGAAACGAAUUCGACAGGCUCGGAUGGAAAACCUGCGAGGUUGUUUAAAUAG
This is a messenger RNA of Dibothriocephalus latus, 420 nucleotides long. Lineage: Eukaryota; Metazoa; Platyhelminthes; Cestoda; Diphyllobothriidea; Diphyllobothriidae. The record is from the annotation of a GenBank genome assembly.